Cercopithifilaria johnstoni is the source of this 2265-nucleotide messenger RNA. The record is from the annotation of a GenBank genome assembly. Lineage: Eukaryota; Metazoa; Nematoda; Chromadorea; Rhabditida; Onchocercidae.
AUGGAAGCUGAUGUCGUGGAAGAUAGCAUUAAAGUGAUCGUCAGGAUGCGACCUCCUAUCGCAAGGGAAUCAUCAGCUGAAAUAUACUGGAAAGUUAUCGAUAAUAAUACUAUUGUUGACGGAGAUGAGAAAAGUUACAUGUUUGAUCAAGUAUACCGUGAUGUUGAUCGAACACAGGACGUCUAUGAUAAAUCAGCGAAGGAUGUAGUAGAAUCGGCUAUGGCCGGUUAUAAUGGGACUUUAUUUGCUUAUGGACAAACUGCAUCUGGUAAAACAUAUACCAUGUUUGGUACGGAUAAUGCAGAAGGCAUUGUUCAAAUGGCACUGGAUACAAUUUUUGCAAAAAUUUUAGAAGGAAACGGUAAACGGUACAUGUUACGCAUAUCGUGCAUUGAAAUUUAUAACGAAAAAGUGCGAGAUUUGUUGUCUGAUUCAGUCGCUGAUUUACCGGUAAAAGAAUUCAAAGAGAAAACCAUAGUGGAUGGUCUGCGAGAAGAGGUUAUUGUUUGCAAAGAUGGUGUUGCAAUGUUAAUCCAACGAGCAUUUGCAAAUCGUGUAAUUGGUGAAACUGCUCUUAACGAGCGUUCAUCACGAUCACAUGUUAUUCUUCGCUUUGUAAUCGAAUGCUACGACGAUGCUGUUGCUUCGGAUUCCUCUUCCUAUAUUUCAUUUUUGAAUGUGGUAGAUUUAGCCGGUAGUGAAAGUGCGAAACAAUCGGGAGGGGACGGUGAUCGUUUAAAAGAAAGUGGCAAAAUUAACACCAGUCUAUUGGCUUUACAAAAAGUUAUAAAUCAAUUAAGUGAAAAAGGUCAUAAUCAGUUUAGGAAUGGUCAUGUCAAUUUUCGUGAUUCAAAGUUAACGCGUCUAUUGAAGAGUUCAUUGGGUGGUAAUGCACGAACAUUAAUAAUCUGCACUGCUUCACCUACCGAGGUUACGCAAACCUUACAAACACUCAGGUUUGCUGCACGUGCAAAGAAGAUCAAGAAUAAACCACGAAAGAAUUGGAAUGCUGAAGGGAUGUUAACGCAAUAUAUUCAAACCAUUGAACGUUUGAAGGCAGAAUUAGAAGAAAAUCGGAAAAACGAAACUGUAGAGCUUGAAUUAAUGAACAAAAAUAUCGAAUUAAGCAAGGAAGUCGAGCGUUUAAGAAAAUGUAUUCUUUCGAGUCGAAUGCUUCCACAAUCCACUCAAAAACUUAGCGAUCGUCGUGCUCGAAGGCAAACGUGGGGUGGUAACUGGGCUCAUCCAGGUACAGACAUGCUUCUUCCAUAUAACAAUUCGGAUCCCCGCGUGCAGUUGUAUGAGAAUCCUGUUGCGGAGGGGUCAAAAGUUAGUGCUAUUGAUGAAGUAUCAGAACAACCAAAUGCGAUGGCCCUUUACGAUACAUCAGUGGUCGCAUUUACGACUUUACGGCUCGAUGGUGAUGAAGCAGACACUGCGACUGAUUUUCAAGCAUCAGAUCAGAGUAGCAAUCAAGUAAGCGAAACUGCAUCUACGGUUAUCAAAACAGCUGACGAUACCGAAGACCAACAAUCAUCUAUGGCAAACUGCGUUGCUCAAGAUGGGAAACUAUCUACAGCAAAUUCCUCAUUAGCUGCCCAAAAAAUGAGUGAGGAUGAAUCGCUAAGUCGCGGUGAAGAGGACAUUGAAGAAGACUUGACACAGUCAAGUCCGUUAAAUGAACUUAUAGAGAAAGUAAAUGGUUUGGAAUCUCUGACUGUUGAGCUGAAAGCAGAAAAUGAGCAUCUGAAGGAAAAAUUACGCUGCAAAAACCGAAAUAUAAGCUGGCUGGAGAAGCAGUGCGAUGAUGCCGACAGCAAUGAAACAGAAUUAAGGGAGCAAUUAUAUGAAAUGCAAAAAAUGAAUGAUAAAAAUCUAUCGGUUAUUACGGCACUUCGGAAUGAGAUUGUACAAAUGAAGGAUUCAAUGAGAGCUUCUAUUGAUGCAAAUAUCGAAAAUAAAGAAAAUUUAUUUCGUUUACAAAAUGAGAUUAACAAAAAGGAAAAAGAGAUACGCGAAAUGAAAGGAGAUAUUGCUCUAAAGGAUCGAAAAAUUAGCGGGUUAUUACUGGAAUUACGUCGGGUAACAAAUAAACAGGAAAACAUAGCAGAAAAAGCACGCUUUCGAGAGGAUGAUAAUAAUUUAUUUUCCAAGGAAAUGAAUUAUGCUAACGCUCCAAUGAAACGAACAAACCGAUAUGCGGUAGAAAUAGAUUCAUCGCAGUCAACACCAGUAAAACAUUAUCCAGAAUGCAAAACUCAGUGA